AGGAGGCGUGGUUUGCAGGGAGGUAUACGGAGAGGCCAUUGUGGUGGGCCAGAGCUGGCCGAGAGAGAAGGACGCGGCCAUGGCGUACAGCGGCCUUGCGGUGCCCAUCACGGUCAUGACGGUGUUCUGGGGGGUGGUCGGUGGGGUCCUCCCGUGGCUCGUGCCUAAAGGGCCUAACAGAGGUAUUAUCAACACAAUGCUUGUGACGUGUUCUGUUUGCUGCUACCUCUUUUGGUUGAUUGCAAUCCUGGCUCAGCUCAACCCUCUAUUUGGACCACAGCUAAACCAUGACGUGAUCUGGUAUCUCAACUAUCACUGGCACUGACAGUCUGCUUCUUCUACAGUGGGCUCUGAAUCUGUAAUGCUCCAAUGAUCCAAAGGUGCCUUUAAUGUACACUGAACCAUCCAAGACUACUUUAAUGCCUUACUACUUAAUCUGUUCCAAAGAAACCUGCUUAAAGCACCUCCUGUUUUUUACAUCUCUGAAAGUGCCUGUCAAAUACUAUGUACCUCUUCAGUAUACUUUUGUACAUUGUUAUGAAGAAACAUCCCAUCUUUUCCCCUUCUUGAACAAGGGCAGCUGAAAUGAAACACUGUCUUACUCCAGAUGUUUGCCUUCAAAUCUUGAGACUGUUGUAUCCUAAAAAUACAUGGUUGCUUAUGAAGAUGGGAGAUUAUAUUUCAAAUUGGAAUAAAAAUUGUUCCUCCUCAA
This is a messenger RNA of Sphaerodactylus townsendi, 712 nucleotides long. RefSeq names its product ATPase H+ transporting V0 subunit e1 (gene ATP6V0E1). NCBI's taxonomy places the organism in Eukaryota, Metazoa, Chordata, Lepidosauria, Squamata, Sphaerodactylidae. Gene Ontology annotation, molecular function: proton-transporting ATPase activity, rotational mechanism. The coding region runs from base 80 to 325 and encodes 81 amino acids. The transcript has 4 exons. The record is from RefSeq and is a predicted model, not a curated record. Gene Ontology annotation, cellular component: proton-transporting V-type ATPase, V0 domain. Gene Ontology annotation, biological process: proton transmembrane transport.